Molecule: messenger RNA, 2004 nt
Organism: Spinacia oleracea (spinach)
Lineage: Eukaryota; Viridiplantae; Streptophyta; Magnoliopsida; Caryophyllales; Amaranthaceae
Product: transcriptional regulator STERILE APETALA
Exons: 2
Coding region: 278-1744 (488 amino acids)
Molecular function (GO): protein binding
Source: RefSeq, a predicted model, not a curated record
CACACCAUCACCCCUCUUUCCCACAGUCUCCUUCUGAACAAAAAAGAAACUUUUUACAUGCUCUUUCUUCCCUCGAUCAUUUCAAUAAAAAAUAAAAAUAAAAAUAAAAAUAAAAAAAUAAUAAAAUAAUAACACCUUUUGUCCUUUUAUGUACCUGAAAAACUAAUUUCAAGUACUCCUUCACUACCUUUCCUACUAUAUUUAGGGGUCCCUCAUCAUAUUUCUGCUUCUCCUUCUCAUUAUUCUUCUCUUCUUUUUUAGUUGUCUGAUCAUAAAAAUGUCAUCACCACCUCCAUCUGGUGUUGGUGGUGAGUCUUCGUCCUCCAGACAAAGAUCAAGGAAUGGAAAUGGGAGUGAGAGUGGUGCGAGUCGAAGCCGUCGUCGACAACGACGGCGGCCUCCAACUCCAUCUCCAACACCACCACCAUUACCGGUAGAAGAGGCGUCAACUUCAACUUAUACUUACGACAUUAAUGGUGGUGUUUGGCCGGAACCCUUUGUGGAAUCCCUUGCUCUUCAGCUUGCUGUUGACACUACUUCUUCUCAUGGCCGCCUUGCUAUUGCUCCUUCUCUUGCCAUUCUUUUCCAGGUUUGCACGACAUGGAGAGCUGUGUCACGAUCUGAGCUUUUAUGGCAGAAGCUGGUGCGCAUAGUAUGGAAUAGCACAAAUCUCCGACAUGAUACGUGGCGGGAAGAAUUCAUUAGUCUCCAUCGCACCUGUCGGAACUUUGGAGUUAGUCGUUGCUCUUACUUUGUCCUUGACCAUCCUUUAGGUGGCGUGCGAGGAGAGGGUGAUGAUCCACUCCCUCUUUUAUGCCUUCGACUUGUCCUUGCUGAUGAUCAUUUGGCUGUAGGGUUCUCAGAUGGAUCAGUACGGAUGUUUUACCUGCCCUCACGUAUCCACCUUUCCACAGUUCAUCCUCUCUUACGUGAUCGCCUUGGCUUAUUCUCCCGUGCAGUAUCAGGAAUUGUACUUGAACCUCUUAUUGACCGUGUUGUGUUUGCUUCUCUUGAUGGUGAUAUUCAUGUUGCAUCCCCUCUUAGUGGGCCCAGCCUUGCUCGCCGGGCCUACUUAGGGGAUGUUGUCAAUGAUGGAGCCUUAGUUGAUUUUAAUGGUGGUGGUCGUUUUUGGGUGGGACUCUAUGCAGGUGUCCCUGGUAGGGCAUUUAGAGUGUGGGAUGCAAACUCUGAGGACUUAGUUUUUAUGGGUGGAUCCCUAACUGAUCCAGACUCUGUAAUGGGGUGGCACAUGCUUACUGAGAUUCGACCUACAGAGUUUGUUGGUAGGAUUCGAGUUGCACCACAAGGUCUAGCACUUGGACUUACUAGCCUUAGAGCUUUGGUGUUAAACCUAGAGGAGGGAGUCUCAGUCUCAGUGGUGGGGGAGGAAACAUCUAGAAGAGGGAUCAUUGUGGGGUCCAUUGAUGCUAACAACGAAGCAUUCGUAAUGGUAGACACUCGUGGGGUGGCAAGUGUACGCCACCUUCGUACACUCCAAGAGGUGUGCCGAUUCUCAGUGUCACAACGACAAGCAUCCUUAAUGGGAUUAAUUGGUUGCAUGAAUAACAUGUAUGUACUAAUGUGCAGCGGCGGUACAAUCAGGGUAUGGGAUGCUGAUAAUGGGGAAUACUUGUACAGCUUCAGAGAGUGGCUAGAGGAGCCAACCGCAGUCGCCGCCACCGACCGAUAUGUGGUGGCUACUUCUAGUCACACAACCAUUCACCUGUGGGAUUUUGGUGGUUGAAUAAUUUUUUUGUUCUAACUCCAUUUGUCUAACUUGUCAUUCUAAUCAAUGUAAACCCUUGUGUUUUUUUUUAAAUUAUUAUUAUUAUUAUUAUUAUUAUUAUUAUUAUUAUUAUUAUUUAUUUUUAGUUUACUGUUUGGAUUGGGAGGAGAGAUAAUAUUUGGCUCUCAAAACAGUUGUAUAUCCCAAAAUGGCAAGGACCGUGAGAUUGUGAUUGUUGUGGUUCAAACUUUCUAUUGCAAAUGAUUCUUCUUUUUUAA